AUGGGCCUAUCCUCUAUCUUUGGUGGUGCUACACCAUCUCAGCAGCAGACUGUGGAUACCAAGCCGGUCAAUCCGGUGACUGACAAGCUCAAGGGUCAAAUUGUCCAGGAAUUAGCUGUUGCUAACGCUACAGAGCUGGUUAACAAAGUAACCGACAACUGUUUUGAGAAAUGCCUCAUGAGCCCCUACAGUGAAGCCAACGAGCAGUGUGUGGACCAAUGCCUCGCCAAGUACAUGAGAAGCUGGAACGUUGUCUCCAGAGCGUACAUCGCUAGAAUCCAGCAGGCUUCGACAUCUGGCGAAAUCUAG
This is a messenger RNA of Torulaspora globosa, 309 nucleotides long. RefSeq names its product protein translocase subunit TIM13 (gene TIM13). The record is from RefSeq and is a predicted model, not a curated record. Bases 1 to 309 code for a protein of 102 amino acids. The transcript has a single exon. NCBI's taxonomy places the organism in Eukaryota, Fungi, Ascomycota, Saccharomycetes, Saccharomycetales, Saccharomycetaceae.